CUAUAAGUAGCUAGCUAGGAUCCCUUGGUUUUGUAGGAAUUGAACUUCCGCAUUAUUAUACCUAACUCUUUCUUGGUAGAAUAUAAUCUAUCUCUCCGAUCCUGGGCUGGCUUAUAUAGUUAUAUUGCAUUGCUUCUCAACAAAUUAGUUUAAGAGCUAGAAAAAGAAAAAUUAAUGGAGAAAUAUCUACGAAUCGGGCCGGGUCAACCAUCCUCAAUUGUGGUGAUGCCAUUGGUUCACCUGCUGGCUGGGUUUGCCCCAUUUUAUUUCAGUUGGGAUUGUGUAGGGGUGUGGUUAGGGCUGUACGUCGUCACCGGCCUCGGAAUAACGCUCGGUUAUCACCGGAAUCUGUGUCACAAGAGUUUCAAGCUCCCCAAAUGGCUCGAGUACUUUUUUGCCUAUUGGGGCGCUCAAGCUCUUCAGGGGGAUCCGAUUGUUUGGGUGAGUACUCAUCGAUACCACCACAAAUAUACUGAUUCUAUAAAAGACCCUCACAGUCCCCUUGAAGGAUUUUGGUUUAGUCACAUGGGAUGGGUCUUUGAUGUUGAAUCCGAAAAAGAAAGGAGUGAAAGGGCAACAAAUGUAGCAGAUUUGGAGAAUCAACCCUUCUACAAGUUCCUCCAACAGACCUACAUUGUUCAUCCUGCUAUACUUGGAGCAUUGCUUUAUGCCAUCGGCGGAUUUCCUUAUGUUGUUUGGGGCCUGGGAGUAAGAUGUAUAUGGGGAUUUCACGUGACAUUUCUUGUGAAUUCUGCAUGUCAUGUAUGGGGAAAUCAACCUUGGAAAACCGGUGAUCUAUCUAGAAAUAAUUGGUUAGUGGCAUUGGUCACAUUUGGAGAAGGAUGGCAUAAUAAUCAUCAUGCCUUUGAGCAUUCAGCUAGACAUGGUCUAGAAUGGUGGCAGCUCGACACAGCUUGGUGCACCAUUUGGACACUCCAAAAAUUGGGUUUGGCUACUCAUGUCAAGUUGCCCACAGAUGCACAAAAGAAAAAGUUGACUUUGAACGGCAACCAAACAAUACCUUCAGUUGAUGGGAUUUCACGGGUUCUUAAAUAAAAGUCGACGUGAAACUCUAAAUUGUACCAAGUUCUCUACUAUCCUCGAUCCCCAUUUUAGUCUAGCUUCUAGCGUUGUAUUAGGCUCAUCACAAUAUAAAUAAAAAUACGUCAACGCCUUAACGAUUGCUGAUGAAGAAAAAAAUAUACGUGCUUAUUAUCAAGUAAUUCACAAAUUUCAAAC
This is a messenger RNA of Cuscuta europaea, 1239 nucleotides long. The record is from the annotation of a GenBank genome assembly. NCBI's taxonomy places the organism in Eukaryota, Viridiplantae, Streptophyta, Magnoliopsida, Solanales, Convolvulaceae.